Molecule: messenger RNA, 930 nt
Organism: Rosa rugosa (rugosa rose)
Lineage: Eukaryota; Viridiplantae; Streptophyta; Magnoliopsida; Rosales; Rosaceae
Exons: 3
Coding region: 124-564 (146 amino acids)
Source: RefSeq, a predicted model, not a curated record
UUUACUUUUUUUUUUCCUAUUGCGUACAAAUUAUAGAUACAUCAGACUAUCUUCUUUCUCUGAGAAAAAGCAUUCAAACUGUUUGAACUUGUAUCUUUCGAGAGUAUUGCAAAUUCGAAAGUCAUGUUUGGCAUAUGGAAGAAGAAGAAGAAGAAGAAGAAGAAGAAGAAGAAGGAGAAGGAGAUAUCAGUAUUAGAGAGUGCAAACGUUGACAAGAUAUUUCGACGUUCAAAUCAGCCGCGCACUGUGAGAUUCACGAUUAAACUGAUGAGCCGACGAUAUUUUUCAUUUCCAAACUUUCGCAGUUGGAAAGACAUGUUUGGCAAAUGGAAGAAGACGAAGAAGCUGGCCAAUAUGCGAGUAGUAAUGCCGCUUGGUGACCAGUUUCCACCUCCACAAAACAGCGACGGCUAUGAAAUAAUCCAGCUUGAAGUCCGACGAUAUGUUCCAAUUUCAGACAUUGACACGUCUUGCCCUAUUUUCUCCUUUGUCUUGCGGUGCCUACAAGAAUUUGAAGAUAGAAGGACCCAGAACGGGCACGGUGGCACGAGCCAAGAAGGUUAGGAAGACCAUUCGCAGGCUGCUGGAUUACCUAAUGACACCUCCUCCUUGUGUUCGUCAGACAAAGAUGGUGACAGAUCAAUAGGAAGACUAGUAGCCUUUUAAGUUAUUUUGUAGGUCGUUGGUUUAUUAGAAGAGCUAUUUUUGUUGUUGGUUUUGGUUGUGGUUGUGGUUGUGGUCUUGAAUUAAUGAUGCCCAAUUGUAUCCGGGUACGAAGAAACUCUACAAGACUGUGGGCUUAACAAAGCCAUUAGCCACCACUAGUGCUACCGGAACUGAGUUGAACCGGUGAAAUACAACAUGAACAAAAUAAAUUGUACAUCUAAUCAAGUUAAUCACAGGGCUUAUGAUGUAUGGAGUGCCUAAUGU